This is a messenger RNA of Aplosporella prunicola CBS 121167, 855 nucleotides long. RefSeq lists its product as uncharacterized. The transcript has 2 exons. The annotation marks the transcript as partial. Gene Ontology annotation, biological process: positive regulation of transcription from RNA polymerase II promoter by glucose. Gene Ontology annotation, molecular function: sequence-specific DNA binding. The record is from RefSeq and is a predicted model, not a curated record. Gene Ontology annotation, cellular component: nucleus. NCBI's taxonomy places the organism in Eukaryota, Fungi, Ascomycota, Dothideomycetes, Botryosphaeriales, Aplosporellaceae.
CUGCCCACGCCCCCCAACUCCAUCUCUCCGACUCUCCCCCCGCAGCACAAGUUGCGCCACUCCUCGCUCAACCCCAAGAACCACCGAGCGCAGAACAGCGACUCGGAUGUUGAUUUGCUCGAUGCCGCCCCCACCUCCGCCCCGGCGCCUCUCUCGACUGCCGCUCUCUCCGGCCUUGAGGCCACCGACACCAUUACUCCCUCUUUGCUCGCCAAAAACCACCUGCCGGAAAUCCUCCUUCACAACGGGCCCGUCGCCAUCCGUCAUGUCCUCAUGAAUCUGGCUCAGUCCGUUCCGGGCUUCAGCCGCAUUCCGCAGGCCAAGGCGCGGAGGCUCGUCGUUGCCGCGCUCGAGAGUCGCAGCGUCGGUAGCAGUGCGCAGCUAGUGGAUGGCGACGUGGCAUUCGAAAAGGUCGGUUGGGGACGCUGGGAUGCGUAUGUGGUCGGACAACCGAGGCCGGAACGGAUGGCAGAGGUUAUGCGUCAGGCGGCCUUUUCGCCACCUGCGAGCGUGCCCGAGUCUUACGCCAUGUCUCACCAUGGCGGCUUGCAGAUCCCGCGAGUGGGGGCCAUGGCACGCUCCCACCGCGACGGCAUGUACACUGGCUCCUGGGCCGCAAGCUCGCCCCUCAGUUCCAGCCACGCGGAGCGCGACUAUGACAUGGACAUGCACAUGGCGGAGCACGAGGCGGACAAGAUGUCCCUUGACGGCGAUAAUGAUGACGUUGCUUACGACUCUCCUGCUCCGCCGGAUGCAUACGAUGAUGACGACGUUGAACUUGACGAUGAAGAUGACGCGACGGACGAGGAAGAUUGGGCUGGUAUUGGUGCAGAGUCGCUGCGCAAAGGCAGCAUG